Molecule: messenger RNA, 9153 nt
Organism: Schistosoma haematobium
Lineage: Eukaryota; Metazoa; Platyhelminthes; Trematoda; Strigeidida; Schistosomatidae
Product: protein phosphatase 4, regulatory subunit 2, variant 2
Exons: 2
Coding region: 4391-4795 (134 amino acids)
Biological process (GO): protein dephosphorylation
Cellular component (GO): protein phosphatase 4 complex; cytoplasm; nucleus
Molecular function (GO): protein phosphatase regulator activity
Source: RefSeq, a predicted model, not a curated record
GAAUAGGUCAAGUUGCCUCUUGAAGGACUCCUGAGAAGUCGCUUGGACUAGCUCGGCCGGCAGCGAAUUCCAGCUUUUGACAACUCUUAAGGAGUAGAAGUUGUGUCUACAUUCCGUCUUCGGAGUUGUCCAAGUCAUCAUAUCAGAGGCUUGCGUGCUAGGCUGUGCUCUGUUGAAUGCUUUUCCAGUUUAUGUUGUCAGGGUAAAGUCAGUUAUACUGUUGGAGUUGAGCAACAAUUUUAGCGGUCCUGAGAUUGGCCAAUGACAAAACUAAGGAUUUAUUGCUAAAAAAGUAGUGAAGACCAAAUAUGUAUCAUCUUUUUAAAUAGUUUCUUAGUUCAUCAGGGUCCGUAAUCGGUCUUUUUAAACGAUGAAACAGACUUCCGCUAGAGAUACUCGUUCGAGAGAUCAGUUUAUGCCUAGCUAGUCGAACGAGUUAAAUAGUUUUGUAAAUAUAUGGUAAAUUUUACGAUAAUUGUAUGCGAAAGUUCUGAAAGACACUAAAUGAGAUCCUUGAUAUUUAAAGGCGAUUUAUACGACAUAAGUGUUUAUUUUUCACUGCACCAACGAAUACAUGGUCCAGUUGAGUUUAUUUUGUUUGGAUUUACCCCUUCAUCCCAUUUGCUAUUGGUUGUGAUAUCAAAACUAUUCAUUUUGCUUUGAGGUGCAAUAAAGCUCCGUGGUUAUGCAACUUAUGUUAACAACAUUUCUCUUUCACCGCCUCAAACAUUAUAUGUUUGACAUCAAAGUGGUGCGGAUGUUUCACGUGUCGUGUAUUUGCGUGACGAGAUAUUUGUCACCAGUACGCUCAUUUAUCCUCGUCCGGCUUUCUACAUUAAAGUUGGGUUUUCAGGGUAAUAAGUUAGAGCAUAGAUUGUGCGAACAUUGUCUUAGAGAUAACUUGAAUGCUGUUUCGUAUCAACAUUGGUCGAUACUUAUUUGCGUUUGUUGCAAAAUUUGAAACUACUUGAUCCAAGAUUUCUGCUGUAUAUCAGUCGAGUCAGUGAGUUAAUCAUAAACACCAUGAAACCUAGCACAAAUACGCAUUAAUCCGUGUUGCCACAUCGUAGUGCAUUAAAAUUAAAUUAUCAAUAAUAUAAAUAGGUUGGGAUGUCUGUAAUGACUGGUUGAUGUUAAUUUAUGGUUUUAUUACGGUGAAAGGGAAAUCAGUAGUCCAUAACGAAUAUCAUCAUGUACUCGGAAUCUUCCUUCAUCCUCCAGAUUAUGUGCUGAAAGCUUAUUAAAACAAAUUUAAGUAAUGCUACUUCUAGCUCUACUGUUAACCUUAUGUUUUAGUUAAUAUUCAUUGUUUUCAGCAAAAUUCACCAAGAAGAUCCCAGGUUCCCAAGUCGUGCUGGUUUGGAUGACUGUGGGUUAUUAAUAGAGGGUUCUAUUACUUCACCACCCACCUCUCCACCUCCUGAGAAUCCUCAAGUACACCAUAUUUCCAAGUCCUCAGAUGAAGAGGUUACUGAAGAAGAUGACGAAGGUGAGGAUAAUAGUAGUGAUGGGAGUGAUGAACGACAAUCACCAAAAGCUGAUCAUAGUAUGAAUCCAAAUCCAUUAAUGAACAACUCUUGUGCAAGUUCGUGGCUUUUCAAAGCACAAAAUUCAUUGAAUCUUCCACACACUCCUCCAAUGCCGUUUCGUAGUUCUGUUUCCAAAACCAGGUUGGCUGACCAGUCUUUAACAAGUGCUCCUUUACUCAGUGUAAGUUUUUGAGCUGUGUAGUUAUCUCAUUCGCCUUAGACAUGAAAUUACCUUUUCCUUGGUUAAAGUUCAAAUUUGAUUGUGUGUUUAAGCGUAUAAACUUUGUGUAGAUGUGAUUAUCAUGAUCAAGUAAGAGCUAGGUUGCAAGUUACAAAUUAAAUACAUGAUUAGCCAAGCAGUAGUUUACUUCUACAUGAAACACGGUAAAUGUUAUAACAAUGUUUCUAAAAAUUAAUAAAAUUUUCUUUUGUAGGGUUUGUGUGGUAGUCUUCUCUCUGCAUACUCGAAUAAUGACGAAGAUUACGACCAACUUAAUCGAUCGUCAGAAAACAAACAUACUGAUUCUAAUACCCAAGUUAAUUCCGAUCACUUAUCGUCUGUUGGAUCUAGCUUCUGCUCUGAGUCGUCUGAGUGUUUACAUGCUCUACCUGUAGAAUCUAACCUACAAGAAAAACCAUCAGAUGCUUCACAUAAACUCUCUUCAGUUGUACAAGAUGAAAUACAAGAUAAUUCUCUUCCAUGGAAUGAGGCGACUAAAAUGCCAAUCGUCAACUCGGAAACAUUGGAAGACACGAUAGCUCAGUGUGAUAAACCAGAUGAAGUAUCUAGCAGUGGUAUUAAACCUUCAGUUUCCAAUGUAAACCGAAAUGAUUCGCCUUCCAGAAGAUUAGAGCUCGACACAACUGGAGAUGAAAGUGAUUUGGCUGGUUGUCAAGUUCUGAGACCUAUUGGUCAACUUGAAGCAUUUGUACAAAACUUAAAUUCUGAAGUUUCUAGCUCAGUAACGUCUGUACCAUUGCACAGUGGGUCUCCAAAAUCCACAAGCGACCCAUCUGCUCAUUUGAGUUGUGUAUCAUCUAUGGAGGACCUAAAUCAUCAGGUAAAUCAAAUUUAUAUUCCUAAUUUUUAUGUGUUUGGAAGAUAGUUCUACUCUUGACAGCAUGAUUAUCGUAGUUUAGGUAAAAAAUGAGUCAGUAACCGAAAGAUGACAUCCUAGUUUAUGUGAAUUCCCUCUUUCGUAAAAUAUCGGAUUUAACCCCGACUAAGAUUAUCUUAUUAUAUAUCGUAUAAAUUAGAUUAUCUUUUUGAAAUAUAGUCACCUAAAAAGCUUCAGUGCAUGUUUUCGAAUCUCUAAUGAUCCUCAAUUGUAAAAAUCGCAGCAGCAAGUCUUAAAAGUCUAAGUCGUUGAUCUAAUUUACUGUAGUGUAUGGUCAUGAAACCUAAUAAAUACUUCUGUAAAGUACAUUACUCCAGUUGGUUUGAAAUUUGAUUUUUCAGUUUCAUUCUUACUGUUAUGGUUUCUUCGUUAGCACCAAAAAUUCAUGUUAGAUUUACUUAAAUCUCCCAAAAUAACUUGUAAGACCUAUUUUCUCUCAUUUGUUUUUUGUAACUUUAGAUUUCGUGUUUUUAUUUUCAAACUGCCUGUUUUUUCUUAGCAUUCAUAAGAUGUCCUCCUUAUCAACUUGUCGAUGUCUGUGUUAUCUCGUCACCGUUUUCAAGAAUAUCAGUCCCUAAGUAGGAUAUAUGAUUAUGUAUUUUCCAUCUUUAUUUCUGACGUUACUGACCUGAGUUCGGUUUAAACACAAUAGAGUCGCAUUACCAAAAUUAUCUGGUCAUUGUAUUUAUAGACUGUUUUUAUUUUCUAGGGAUCAAUUACUUCAUCUAACUCACUCUUACCUGUUUUGGUUGGGGUUAGACGUCCCCGUUCACCAGGAAUGGAUUCUAGUGGUAGUGAUCCUAAUGUUUCAACAAGCAAAGAUGCAGAUUUGUCAGAAAGUCCCGCCAAAAGACGUAGACUUCCGUCUUCAGAUUUAACUGAAACGGUAGAAUCUAGUACAGAUUCAUUAGUAAGUUUUGGUCAGUGAAUUGUGAUACGAUGUUUUGAUAACUAUAAAUUCAAUAAAAGUUUGAGAUUAUGUCACUUUCUAGUUCCGAAGGUGAUAUAUUUUCCAUCGAAUUCUUAUUGUUUGCUUAGGUUCGGGCUCCCGGUGCAGUAUUCCAGCCCUCACACAUAUCGAAUGAUUUGUGUGGCGCGUAUGCAUUUGGUGCCUUCUUGUAUCAGUGUUUAUGUGUUUAAAUAAUGAUGGUAAAUAAGUGAUAAUUAGUUACUUGAGAUUAUUUAUUGUUACAUUCGUUUAUACACUUUUGAUUAUGAACCCUAAUUUAUAUUAUCUUUAAACUAUUUUUAGUUUCCAAAUCUGAAAUGUUAUUGUUAGCCAUCCGUUCGCACCCAGUAAUUUUUCUCCUGAUGUCGAAAAAAUAGUUGCUGUGAAGAUGACAUCGUUCUUGCUAUGUGUGUAUUAUCUAAGGCAGGUUGUUUAAUUAAUCAACUACCAUUACAAAUAAUCUCUUAUUAAAUGAACAUAUGUUUCAUUUCAAAUCGGAAAACUAUGCAUGUAGCAUCAAAACAUCGACAAAUCAUAAGCAUUUAAAACCGAUGAACAAAGUUGGAUUCAAGUUCACCACUCGGUUCUCUUUUGUUUUAUUCAGAUCUUUUAUUUAAAAUUUUAUGAGUUGUUUUAAUGUACUUGUGUAGUAGAAAAAUAAAUUCAGAGGAUUUAUUUUUUAGAUUUCAGUCUAUGAUUAUAUAAAAUAAUAGUCUGGGAAAUGUUAACAUUUUCAAAUUUAGCCAUAAGUGCAAAGUUAAUGCCAUUCAGUAGGUAUAUUCUUACUAUAAUCUAUGCAUUUGAGACUGUCUAACGUAUUUAUAUCAAUCUUUUUUUCGUUCCAACAGGUUGGCAUUAGUUUCCAGAUUGUGACUUCAUCAUCUUUGGCACUGAAUGAUUCUCCUCCCAUUAUUAUGUGUAAUCCUACGAAUCAAACUCGUGAUAUGGAUUCUGGUGAAUGCAUUUUCGAAGCUUCAGAAAAUCCUAGUUCUGGUCAGUCUGUAGUCGAUCCAAUCUCAGCUAGUGAUAACAUAUCUAACUUACAUGAAGUAGUGAACAUUAGUUUCGCACAAAAUUCUGAGUCAAGUUCAGAAUCUGUAGAAGGAAGUGAGACAGUUUUGAUAAACAAUGAUAAUAUUGGUCUAUCAACUGUAAACUUGUCGAAUAUUAAUUCGGAAACCGGAGAGGAAGAGUCAUAACAUCUCUUUUUUAAUCAUAACUACCAAUGUUUUCUAGAAAAAUAUUGUGGUUUCAAGAAAUUUCAUAAAAAUACUUUUUAAGUGUAUAUCAUAUUACUUUUAUUAUCGUUGUAAAAUUUUUGAACCUGCUUGCUUUUUUCAGAUUUUCUGAUUGUAAUAGUUAUUUUUAAUAUUAUUUCGUUAGUCAAGCUUGAUGCAGUGUACUAUUCGUAACUAUGUCAGUCUUUAAAAUUGAUAGAGGGCAAUCUCAUUUAUCGGUUAUUUUGGUGUUUUAAGUGGCUUAUUUUGUUUCUCAUUGUAAAUCUCACUCUUAAACAACUAUAUCGUUUAGUUUCGAGACGAAAGAUGUUAUCAUUUGACAAUUUGAAUCUUAUUUUACUUUUUGCCGACAGUCAAUUUAAUAACAUUGUAUCACACAAAUUAAAGAGUUCCUAUCAGAACUGUAAGGAUUUACAAGUUUUAUAAUAAAAAAUGCUAGGUUAUUGUCACCAUUAUUUUUGUAUUUAAAUUUUACAUACUUGGGAGAUGAUCUAACUUAGAAAAAAUCUUGUAAGCUAAGAUUUUAGUUACUUGACACUUAAAAAUUCAUUUGGAUUUCGAAACGUUGAAAAGUAAAGGCACCGAUGUGUUUAGCCAAUUAUUUUUUUAUUACGUUAGUUAUAUAUAUCUUGGGACGUGAUAUAAAUGCGUGUCGCUCCGAGCUAUCACACCUUAGUAAAGCAUAGAAAAAUAAAUAAUUAACCAAAGUCGAAAACGCAAAGAAGUGACAAUGAUAAAAUCUAUUUCAUUGAAAAAUGAAGUACUAAGACAUAUAGUUCAAAAGGAAUAAAUUAGGACGAUAAAUGACAUAAACGCAAUCCAUACCACUCAUUGUUUGAAGUUAUAGAUUAUGGUUGUAGUUUUGACACCAACUAGUAAAUCGAUAUCUCCUUACACGGAUCAGAUCAGAAUUCAGUGUCUCAAAAUAACCAUCUAAAGUUGGCUCAUGUUCAGAGAUUCUUUUUGUCUCAUAAUAUGUAGGUGUACGUUUCAUAUGUGGUAAAAUUGAGAUGUUACAUUGAAGACUAUUCAACUUACAACAAAUCUUUAAGCAUCAAGGAGAACGCAUGUCAAUUGCGUCAAGAAAUAAUAGAAGACAGUUAUGAGUAAAAAGGAAAUGGUCAAAUAAUAUUACAUAGAUGUAACGUCCGUCGUAUAAUAGAAAUUGCUCUAGGUUUAUUGUGCUUUUAUAGCAUUAUCUUCGUAUGUAUUGUGGAUUCUUGCUUUGAGAUUGAAAACAUUUCAACUAUUUGUAAGUUUGUAUUAUCCUAUAAAAGCUCCCAAAACGGUUGUGUUUAGUAAAUAAUCAUUCUUCACAUGUGUUUAUCAUAUCUGUUAAACGUGGUUGCCCCAAAAUAUGCUAGGAGUCUUAUAUCAAACUAGCUAUAUUUUUCUCCCUAUUUCUCCACUCAUAAAGUAGUUCCUUAAUGAUUGUAAAAUUGAUGUUCAAAUUUGGGUAUGUCAUUAAAUAUUUAAGAGUAAUUUAACUGAACUUUCGGCGGACCAAUGAGGUAUAAAAUAACUGAUCUCGGAUUUCGGCGCGACAUUCACUCAUCCAUUUGGCUAAAUAAAAUUUUGGCAUUAUGGAUGGUGUCAGUUCGUGAUGAAAACCCUAAAUCUAAUUCCUAACCCUAACCAUCAACCGUAAAUCCUAACUCUAAUUCCUCACACAGGUUUAUAACCCUCAUUUGGUCUUAAUCACUAGAUGGGCACCCUCAGGAUCACUUUAACGUCGCUCAAAUAUCGUCCAUAAAUUCUAGUUUCACCGAACUUUCUAGUCAGCUCACGGUAUACUGUUAAAUCAACUGCUCUCACUCACUGUAGGUCGAAUCAAUUUGAUUAUGAAUGUAAUUACAGUGCUGUGAAUUCUUACAUUUUUUUAACCAUUAUGGUGUUUCUUUAAUAUUAGUUUCUUAGUAAGAUAGGUAGUAUUAGACAUAAUUUCAUUAUGAAUGAAAUCUCGCUUCGUCUCCUAAGUUUCCACAAACUGAGCACUAUGUAAUUUACAUCGAAUUGAUUUUGGUCACUUCACCAAAAUUCUCCGAAAUCAUACGGUCAGAAUAAUCGGUUCAAAGGGGAUACAAAUGGGGGACAUAUAUAUAUCAGAGGCUAUAGCUAUUUACCGACUCAGGCCUAAACUUUGUAUACAAAGCAGUUGAUCAAUCCCUCAUUCUACCAUGGUCUUAACCUUCAUUUCUGCAUCCCAUAGUCUAUCGUUUUUCCUACUCUUUCCCAAUUAUUUUUCAUAACUAUCAAUUAGUCAUUAUUACAACUUUCAAUUAUUCUUUUCUUAAUAUCCAUCAAGUGGUCAGUUAUCUUCACCUUAACAUUUCUCAUUAGCCGUUGAAUUGUUAUGUAGCUUCCUUUCAAUAUCUGAGUUUUGUAAACAACUUGCGACGCGAUACUAAUUCAAUUUGACAUCACUGACUGACAACUUCUGGUUGUCGACAGCAGUCAAUCCAUGUUGUAAAUUAUCUUCAAACCAAUAUCGUAUGUUAAACAUUUCAGGAAUAUGGUUUUUAAUCAGUACCUAUCUUCUAAUUAUGAUUCAUUGAUUCCUAUCCCAAUGUUAUUCAUCCCUAAUGAUAUUACAUUGUUUAAAGAAUACAUUCAUUAUUUUUUAGUCUGGGAUUUAUCACCGUACUGGUAAUUACUAAGCAAUGAAGGCCUUCUGUAUUGUGAAUAGUUUCUACGACAGAUAUAAUUUUUUCUUUGGUUUUCAAGGAGAACAUGAACAAAGAGAAUCAGUAAGUAACAUCCAAUAAUGAGAGUAAAUUAAUUUGUUUAUUGACAAAUUUUCAAAAUAAAACUUGACAUCAAUACACGUUUUAUUGCCUCAGUGUUCGUAUUGCUAUUUUUCUACGACAUAGAUUACAAUAAAAGUUUUAAUCUUUUUGAUUCCAUGUUCCUCUGUGUAGUAUACCAGCACAAUUAUUGCAUUUAAAGCAAACUAAAUGAAAGAAAUUAACUCUUAUUUCAAGGUGUUCUGCCGGAUAUGCUGGUUAUGAACAUGUUUCACAUAUUAAGAGUCCAGCCACCUGACCAUCUGAUAGUGAUUCAAAUAAACUGUGACAAUUAGUGGAGGUAUUGUGACUUUUGUUUCAAGUUGUGGAUGAUAAUUACUGACUAUAUCUUUUAGUACAAUGACUGAACUAAAAUUGUUCAACUCGCACAAAUUUCUUUUAUCUUAAUGCUCUUUCGAUUAUGAUUCACUAUUAGGGAUAGUUUCUCUCGAUUUAUCACUGAGUAUAUCCUUGAAAUUUGAUAAAUUGAAUUGGUGAUGCUCUGGUAUCUGUGAUUGAAAAUAAUCGGAUUGUGAUAUUUCACCAAUCGAUAGGGGGAUUUCUUGAUCUAAGUCAAUUAAUGUAUUAAACACAAGGUUAUGUAAAUGUUACCAAACUGUCAUUUCAGAUACCGUAAGAGAUUCUUUUGAAAUUGAUGCAACAAUUCUAUUCUGGUUAUAUACGUCAACAACCUGAUCCUUAUUAUGAUUUUUCAUUGUUGUAUCUGUAGAAUCGUUCAUCAUUUGGGCUUUGUUAUUAAUCGAUUCAGUGGAGUCAUCUUUAUUUACUUCAAUCGUUUCAUUCAAUGGAAUAAUUUUCAACUUAUCAAUUAUAUUAUUCUCUUUUUGUGAAGCACCUUCAGAUUGUGUCAGAUUUUUUGUCUUUGCUUUAUUAGACUUCAAUGUUGAAAAUAUACUUGAAUUUUUAACAGUUGAAGAUUUAUCAAUUGCAGUCUUUCUUUUAUAUAUUACUACCAUUGAAGUAACUACUUCUAUGAAUUCAGUGAUCAUCUUGUUGUGCUGAUGAGGUGUGGAAACUUGAACCAAUGAAUAUAUGCUCCUGGUUCUACGUUUUAGCUGACUUAUUGAUGUCUAUCAAUAAUAUAUCAUGUGUUUGAUGAUAAGAAUAUUUGGCACAUAGAGCAAUCCUUUUGCUGUUUGUACGUUUAGUUAUCAUAGUUGGGAAUGUUCUGUGAAAAGUGUGAUCAUUUAGUUUAGAGAAGGGUAGUUCUUUCAGUUAUUCUAUAGGAGUUAUUCGUUGAUUAUAUAAUGGACAUCGUUUAGUAUUGCCAUAAUAUAAGUAUGAUUGGUAAUAAUUGUUGACAAUUUCUAUGCUGUUGCUUACUCUUAUCAUAUUUAUUGUACACCAGUAAAGUUCCAAGCAUUUGUAAAAAGAUAAUUGUGCUUUUAAUAAUCGACGUUUUUGUAAUAUAAUCAGCUUGAUACAAUUAUCAGUUUGUUUCAAUUGAAUAAAAUAGUCUUUCUUGUACAUAUACAUGAAUCAUACCAAAUACAAAUGAAUUUCUUUAUAGCAACU